Molecule: messenger RNA, 4407 nt
Organism: Synchiropus splendidus (mandarinfish)
Lineage: Eukaryota; Metazoa; Chordata; Actinopteri; Syngnathiformes; Callionymidae
Product: WD repeat-containing protein 37-like
Exons: 13
Coding region: 1254-2609 (451 amino acids)
Cellular component (GO): preribosome, large subunit precursor
Molecular function (GO): protein binding
Source: RefSeq, a predicted model, not a curated record
CUCUUGCAUGUCACCGCAAAUGGUUUUGUAAUGCGUGGCGCUAGAGAUACAUGGACUCGUGUACUUUACAGUUUAAUCUCUCAAAUAUAGACUUAGUUGUAUUUUCCUGUUUUGGUUGCUUGUGUGGGUUUGGUAGUCUUUAGGGUACAGUCCCAGCCGGUUGAGCAGCAUUAAUUUUGACCUGGUAUUGCAACAUCCUUCAUUGUUUUCUACAUGGUAUUUUGCCCCCAGUGAGAAUGUGACUACAUAGUUUCAGCGCAGAAAGCUGCGCUCCUCAAAACCGUGUUUGAAUGGCAGCGUUACAGAGGAUUUUCUCGUGAGGAGUCGCUGAGGAAAUGUGCCAUCCAUCUUUGCGGAAAUCGACGGGAAUGCUUGUGAGUGUAGAUCGUAAUGGUUUCGAAUGGUUUCAGUGAAAUACAGAAAUAUGGUCUAAUCUUUCAUAAUAGUCCCAGGGAAAUGGAAUAAGUAAGCAAAAAUUGUUUUGGUGUAUUUAUGAGGUUCACUCGGAUUUAUGAGGUGUUGAGCACAGAUUUAUUUCAGUAUAUUCAAAUCUGAAUGGGAGUGGCUGGAGCAAGACAUGUGGCUGGAAAUAGAAGAUGCCCUCUACAGUCUGAGGAGUCGCCGCAACCAUUUAGCAAAUUCUGAAUAAUCGGAGCUGAACGUGAUAUAGUGUGAUGGUCUCUCAUCUGAUUAUUUUGAUUCGACUAAUUCCCAUUUGCUCCACUUCCAAGCCGAUUCAACUGCAGCUCCACUGUUCAUCAAGUUUUAAUACGCUCCUCUUGUCGAGGUCUGAUUAGUCUUUUCAGUCCACCUUUUUAUGAACUGCCAAGACAGACUGGCUCCGUUAAUGUUACCGGUCCACUGCCCCUCUCAGCUCUCUCUCACAUUGGCUUUAUAAAAACACACUGUGUUUCCUCCUGCAGUCCAAAGGCUUCAUUACGAGCCGAGCAUGGUGCAGAGUUUUAUGGACCCAAACUAAGCAGCUUUAAAUGCACAAUGGCUGGCUGUUGCUUUCUGAUACAUUUUCUUCCCCGUGGCAAUGACAACAUGUUUGGCAGUGGCAAAGUGGUUGAUCUUAAUCUUUUGCCGGAAGAAUUAGUGACACGAGCGUCGAGUUUCCUUGAUUCUCUGAUGGGCUGCAGCUUUCUAAAGCAGCUGUCAGACGCAGCCUUUUGAACCUUUUGUUUUUCCUCGCUUGCUAGUCUGGGGUAGACUGGUGGUCGGCUGAUAGCUGGUCAGUUCCAGGGAGCAGAAUGGAGGACUCCAAGCUGCCGCUCUCCUUACGGAGUAACCUGCUGGAUCUUUUUGGACAGAUAGAGCGCGAGUUUGAAAAUCUCUACAUUGAAAACAUUGAACUGCGCCGGGAAAUCGACUCUCUGAAUGAACGUCUUGCUGGGGAUGGACAGACUAUUGAAGGUGGAGACCCCAGCAAGGGGGCAAUGAAAACAAAAGCGAGUCACAGCACCAGCCAGCUCUCUCAGAAGUUGAAGACCACCUACAAGGCUUCCACCAGCAAGAUUGUCUCUAGCUUUAAAGCCACCACAGGCUCCCGAGCUCUGUGCCAGCUCCUGAAAGAGUAUGUGGGCCACCGAGAUGGAAUCUGGGACCUCAGCAUCACACGGACUCAGCCAGUGGUCCUGGGAACGGCCUCUGCAGAUCACUCGGCUCUCCUGUGGAGCAUCGAGACCGGAAAGUGUCUGCUGAGAUACGCAGGUCAUGCUGGAUCAGUCAACUCCAUCAAGUUCCACCCCACCGAGCAGAUGGCCCUCACAGCCUCUGGGGACCAGACGGCUCACAUCUGGCGCUACAUGGUGCAGCUGCCUGCCCCUCAGCCACCACCAGAUGUCAGUGCUCCGUGUGAUGACGACCAGGACUCAUCAGAUCGAGAGGAAGGUGAGGUCGACUGCGACGGUCCCUGCGAGGUCCCCACUGUCCGAGUUGCCACAGCAACACUUAAAAGCCACCAGGGUGUUGUUAUUGCGGCCGAUUGGCUGGUCGGCGGCCGACAAGUGGUGACGGCGUCAUGGGAUCGUGCCGCCAACCUGUAUGAGGUGGAGACGUCAGAACUGGUGCACACACUCACAGGACAUGACCAGGAGUUGACCCACUGCUGCACCCACCCCACACAGCGCCUCGUGGUCACCUCGUCCAGAGAUACAACCUUCCGUUUGUGGGACUUCAGGGAUCCGUCCAUCCACUCUGUCAACGUCUUUCAAGGCCACACCGACACGGUGACGUCGGCUGUGUUCACGGUGGGCGACAACGUUGUGUCGGGAAGUGACGAUCGAACGGUUAAAGUGUGGGACUUGAAGAACAUGCGGUCACCCAUAGCAACCAUUCGAACUGACUCGGCAGUGAACAGGAUCAGCGUCUCUGCCAACCAGAGGAUCAUCGCCUUACCGCACGACAAUCGCCAGGUCCGACUGUUUGACAUGAACGGCGUGAGACUGGCCCGACUGCCGCGCAGCAACAGAAUGGGCCACCGUCGCAUGGUGUGCUGCACCGCCUGGAACGAAGAGAACGCGUCCUGCAACCUGUUCACCUGUGGUUUCGACCGCCAGGCCAUCGGCUGGAACAUCAACAUCCCAGCUCUGCUGCAGGAGAAGUGACACCUCAGACGCUGAUGGUCAUGUGUGUGUAUAUACUGUACGGUGCACACAACACUGUGUCAUCUGUGGCCUGGCUCUUGCCAGCGUGUGUUUGGCCUGUGAACUGUCCUAGUCAUGUUAUAUUUCACGGCUGUCGAGCAAACGCAGUGGAUGGUGUGAAACAUGGUUAAUUGACUUCAGCUCUCGCCGACCUUGGUGCGAACCCGGCCACAGAUAACACGUGUGUGUGUGUGGUGAUUUGUUACGCAUGGUGACUGUGAUAUCAAAUACAUGUGUAUAUAUAUAUAUAUCGCUCACUGCUGUCCACCUCACUGCUGUUAGUCACCGCUGACGUGCAUGUAGAUAAACCCGCGUGUGUUACCUGUACAGAAUCUGCUCUGAAGAUGUCCUGGCCUCUGUGUUGGACCUGUGCAGGCUAUUGAAGUGUCUUAACGGAGCUCGCCUCAGUGGUCAAUCUUUAUAUAUCAGGGUCAAAAAUGUGACUUCGAAUUCAGCCUGAAAUAACUUUGUUUGUUUGUACAGAGGUAUGGAAAACGUCACAUAAGCUUUCUUGAUGUGUCUCCAGUACCUGAAAACAUCUCAAAUAAUACCUGCAAAAUUACUCACUUCUUCAUGUGAAAACCCCCAAAAUUAUCUUUAAAAAAAAAAGCCUUCUAUUUUACAAAAACAUUGAGUUUUUGGACAGUAAAAUAGAAUCAAUAAAAUGGACAAACGUCAGUGUUUGUUCAUGAAUAUUGAAUGAAGACAGAGAGCUUCCAUAUUUAUGUUUUUCUUUUGUGUCCUGCACAGUGUUAUGUGUUAGUCCUGAAAGGUGUGACUCAGUAUUUUGUGUCUUCAGUUCGAUUAUUUCUGCCUUCCUGUCCCGAUGCCAAGCGUCAUCAGCAAUAACACCAGUCAACGUUCACGUCUCGACAACAUUGCUAAAGUCGCUAAACGGAGUUGUGAAUUUAUAUCUGUCUGGAUUUUCUUUCAUCUCCUGCAGGAUGUGUCCACACUUCAGUGUUUUGAUUCAUAAAGUGCCUCAUUAUUUUACCAUCCUCUUCUCCUUACCACAAUCUUUUUAUUCAUUAUUGUUCAACUUUGUUUCACAAACGCGACCAUUUUCAAUAAAAACCAUAGUCAUGUGGAUGUAGCCUCGAUGUUCAGUCUAACAACAGGAGCAAUAAGAGUCUUCGUCCGUGCGUCUGGUGCUCUGAAUCAAAUUCUCAGAAAUCGGUCUGAAAAAAAAAAAAAACGUGACUAUUACUUGAAGAAAUAUUUAUCUCCGUGCUGUAAAUCCCGAAAAAAAAUGUGUCUAGUUUUGCUGUAGUUUUUGUAAAUACCUGUAUUAAAAGAGUAGUAGAAAGCAAUGUUGCUGUCAAUAAUAGAAGUUUUGCAGUAGCAUUUAGAUAAAGUCGUCAUCCAAAUGCCUUAUUACAUUUAAAUUCUGCUUUCAUCAGAGCAGUGAUGCUCCAUUCCAGUCCCCUGUGAUGCGAUGGAGUCGAACAGCGCAGAUGAUUUUUUUUUUUUUUUUUUUUAUCCCUGCUUAAGCUCCAGAACUCGGUCUCCAACUCAUAUCAAUGUCAUUUCAAUCUGAAAGAAAGAAAGAAAGGAUGAGUCUAUUGUCACCGUCGGUGUGAAUUGUUGGAGAAAAUAUGAUUUCAGAUUGAUGUGUUAAAUUAUUGUCUGCCAGAUUUGAGGGUGGUUCAAUGCGUCAGAUCAUAUUCAACCCAAACCUCAUUAUGUGAACGACUUGGAAUAUUUUACUGUGGAGGAACAUGAACUCUGACACUGUCCAAUAAAGUCUGUGAAAUACGUU